AUGCACCAGGGAAAUCAAACUCUCUCUGAAUUUCUCCUCCUGGGACUCGCAGUGGGAUCUGAACAGCGGCAGGUCAUCUUUAUGCUAUUUCUGUGCAUGUACCUGGUGACCAUGAUAGGAAACUUACUUAUCAUCCUGGCUAUUAUCAAUGACACUCACCUCCACAGCCCUAUGUACUUUUUCCUUGCUAAUCUAUCCUUCUCCGACAUCUGCUUCACAACCACUACAAUGCCCAAAAUGUUGGCAGACAUCCAAAGCCAGAGCCCAACCAUCUCCUUUGCGGGAUGCCUUACACAAAUGUAUUUUUUUAUGUUUUUGGUGGACGUAGAUAAUUUCCUCUUGGCAGCCAUGGCAUAUGAUCGGUACAUUGCCAUCUGCCACCCAUUACGCUAUGCCACGUUACUGAGUCCCAAGCGUUGUGUCCUGUUAGUAGCGAUUCCAUGGGUCAUUGCCAACCUUAUUUCAGUACUGCAUCUCAGUCUGCUGGGCCGCUUGAGUUUCUGUGAUAAGAGAGAAAUCCCACACUUCUUCUGUGACCUGGAGCCUGUUUUAAGGCUCGCAUGCACAGAUACCCGAGUCAAUGACUUGACAGUCCUCAUCAUUGGGGAAGCAUUUGUCUCCCUCCCCUUCAUCUUCAUUCUUGUUUCCUAUGUCCUUAUUGGUCACACUGUACUUGGGGUUCCUUCAGCCAAGGGGAAGUGGAAAACAUUCUCUACUUGUGGUUCCCAUCUGUCAACUGUGUCCCUCUUUUAUGGGUCCAUCGUUGGAGUCUACCUUCUCCCCUCUUCUUCCUACUCAGCAGAAAGGGAUAAGGUGGCUGCCAUCAUGUAUACUAUUGUAACCCCCAUGAUGAACCCCUUCAUCUAUAGUCUAAGGAACAAGGACAUGAAAGGAGCACUAAAGAAACUACUGAGCAGGAAACCUUUCCUCCAGAGUUGA
Messenger RNA from Talpa occidentalis (Iberian mole), 939 nucleotides. RefSeq names its product olfactory receptor 1-like. Bases 1 to 939 code for a protein of 312 amino acids. NCBI's taxonomy places the organism in Eukaryota, Metazoa, Chordata, Mammalia, Eulipotyphla, Talpidae. Gene Ontology annotation, biological process: G protein-coupled receptor signaling pathway. Gene Ontology annotation, cellular component: membrane. The transcript has a single exon. The record is from RefSeq and is a predicted model, not a curated record. Gene Ontology annotation, molecular function: olfactory receptor activity; G protein-coupled receptor activity.